AGCCAUCAUCGCGCGGUCUGUUCGUCGUUGCUAGAAUCGGCAAAAAAACGCAGUGAAACCAUGAGCCAGCACUAGAAAAUAUCGUCAGAAUCUGGCCUGUGCGUGGACACUACUCGGUGGCAGGUUUGCGGACCGCCGAAAUCCGUCUGUGGAUUGCAAUUCUCGUUCGAAGUGUUGGCUGUGAACAGUUUUUCCGAAGAAAAGGGCUUGGAGGCGUAGAAAACAGCGAACGGAAGGAAUAAUAAGAAGUGCAGUUUUUCUGGUUGAAAUUACAGGAAGAGAAGCACAGGGAAGAAGGUUGGCUGUGUGAAAUCCAAAAUAGUGAAAUAAAAUUCAUUUAUUUUAAAGGUGUAAAGUGGUUUGGUAAAAAGCUAUUCUUUUUUACCUGAAGGAUUUUUUUUUGUGUCAAGUUGGGAGCAAACCGUACAGUUAUUUGGUGUAGAGGAACAGGGACAGUGCCAGUUUCCUGUAGGUUUUCAGCAUCUCGUGGGAGGAAGUGUGAAGGGUGUUAUCUCGAGAAGGAGUAACACCAACCAAAAUGAGUUCUAACAAUACAACCAGUAGCAGCACUACCAGCAGCAGUAGUGGUGGAGGAACCAAUAGCAUUGAAGCGGAAUACAACGACAUAGAAUCCCGCAAAGCUUGGUGCACAGUUUUUCAGGAAAUCCGUGAAAAGAGCGAACAGGAAGCACGGCAGAAGGUUUUCUCCACCGAUGAGUCAAAAAAGCUAGACAACCGACGGCUAAACCGGUACCGCGAUGUGUCCCCUUACGACCAUUCCCGAAUCGUGCUGAAACGUGGCGAGACAGAUUACAUCAAUGCCAAUCUGGUUAAGAUGGAUCGUGCUGAUCGAAAGUACAUUCUCUGCCAGGGACCGCUUCCGCUAACCGUGGGCCACUUUUGGCUGAUGGUGUGGGAGUACAACUCGCGGGCGAUCCUGAUGCUGAACAAGCUGAUCGAGAAAAAGCAGAUCAAAUGUCAUCUCUACUGGCCGGAAAAGAUGGGCGAAGAGCACAAGCUGGAACUGCCGGAGGUACAGCUGGCCAUCGAGUACUUGAAAUGUGUCGAGUACAAGAAUUUUUGCAAGCGAACUUUCCGAGUAACAGACUUGGAAUCGAGUAAAUCACGUGAAGUGGUACAAUUCCACUAUACGACUUGGCCGGACUUUGGCAUUCCUAGCUCGCCGGUUGCAUUUUUACAAUUUCUGAAAGAAGUUCGUGAUUCAGGGGCACUAGACAAGGAUGUUGGUCCUCCCAUAAUCCACUGCAGUGCGGGUAUCGGCCGGUCCGGUACGUUCUGCCUGGUGGAUUGUUGUCUCGUGUUGAUUGAUAAAGAAGGCGAAAAUAAAGUGUCCGUUCAGGAUGUUCUGCUGGAGCUGCGACAAUAUCGUAUGGGACUUAUUCAAACAGUGGAUCAGCUAUACUUUUCAUAUCAAGCUAUUAUUGAAGGAAUGAAACGAAUGAAUAACUCUUCUUUAGAAGACUUCGAAGAGCUGUCUGUGGUGGUGGCCAGCAGCCAACCAACAUCAGAUCAGGAUACAGAAAACGACGACACCCCACCGCCUUUGCCACCACCUCGAUCGCACUCGCUUACAAUCACCCAGAAGCCGUUGCCGUUAAUUCCGAACAGCGAAAGCGUCCACGAAGAUUUUAUCACCUGUCAGGAGCGAGAUAUGGUCAACAAUCUGAUGAACUUGGAGAAGAGCAAGCAAUACGAGAUUAGCAAAGAUCGACCCUUACCGCCUUUGCCGAAGGAGAGCCCAUUAGACAAGGUGCGUGAAGCGAACAGUUCCGAUGAUAGUGGUGCUUCCGGCAGCAGCGGCAGCGAAGCGGACGAUCUUAUCGAAGAAAUUGACACCGAGGAAGAAAACGGCGAAGACGAUGAGCAGAAUAAUAGUGAUAACAUUGAAAGUUCGGUGUUGGAUGAAACCACGAUAACCAGCAGCUCUUCGCCGAUGACCACGACGACAACAAGUGCAGCGGCUACGGCUGCCAGCAGUAACACAUCGACGCUGGAGUCGAAUCGAGGGGGAACCGCAGCCGAGAAAUCGUUCGAUGCGAAUGCGACCCUACCUCCGGUACCGAACGGUGUGGAUGGGAACAGUGCCAGUGCCGGUGAGGAGAGCAUUUCCAGCCCGGAACGGGAAAUGUCACCCAACGCGGAACUGCGUCGCCGGAAACGUCUCGAGCGUCAGACAGCCAUGGAGGAGAAGAUCCGCGAAAUUAAACGGAAACAGAAGGAGGUGGAAAACAAGGCGUCUCCGAAAAAACGCAGGUCAUUAUUCCUUACCAUCGCGGCCGCAGGUGUCUGCAUCGGUGUGCUGUGUGUCUAUCUGUACACCAGAAACAUGUAAUCACACCGAGCACACAGACUGCAGGUUAUUGUGCGUAUUUCAACAGUUUCUUUUGCGCUAUCAUUAUCGCCGCUACCGCUGGUUUCUGAGCUUUCAGGAAAUUUCAAGCGUAGUCUUACCCUAUCGGUUGCUCAAUUGUUCUCCCAAUGCGAGAGAACAAGUGAGCAACUUACUUAGGUUAUAGUGUGGAAGUUCAGAACCAGGUUAGCAAACUAUAGUUUCGUCAACGAUUAGAAACAGCAAGUAUAUACAACGGUGUUUUUAAUCUCUUAUCAAUCAUUAACUAAGAUAUAAUGAACGAAUAACCGUGUAGACAAAGUGGUUGAUGUUUAGAAGCGAAAUGCGCGAUAGCAAGAUUCUAUCAUUUUAGAAGUAGCGCAAGCAGGCAGUUCAGAAAACGCUUACUAUACCAGUGUAUUCUGUUAGUUUUUGAAUUUCUAUUCAUUCCAAGAAGACGACUUGCAGUGAACCAGAACACAAUAAUAGUGUAGAGGAGAAUAGAUCCAUUCUACAGCAUCAUACAUCCAUCGUCGACAACGUUCCAUCAAUCUUACACACUCAUUAAUCAUUCGAAAAACAAACAAACAAACAAAAAAACAAGGGACUGAUUGGAACGCAGGACAACCUGGAACACACGUGUAUAGACAGGUGUCCCUCAUAGUGAAACGUUUGGGCUUUAGCUUUAGGCUUAGAAUCAAUUCAUGCUUCACUUUAACACGCUCUUGUAACUACCUAUAUAAACUAUUCGGUUACCUAUUUACGCGGAACACGCCUACACUUAAAGGCAGUGUUUUCGGAACAUAUUUGGUUGCUGCGGCACCACGCAUAGAGAAUAUUUUGCAAAUUUAUCAAGCUAGAAUAUAGAUAUUAUUUAUGUGCAUUUGGAAAUUUUCGAAACCUUUGGUUCAAGUAUUCCGCUAGGUGCGGACUUUUAAACUACUGUAUUUAUAUUGAUUGCAACUCUGAUUUUUAUGCCGUUUUAGAAAUAUUAAUUUCUAUACUCGCGUGUGGCUUUUCCAAUCUUAAGCAUAUUUUGCGGGCGGCUUAAACUUUUGCGCGAGAAACAAACGUAUUGAUAGUGAUUCGACUGAGAUAGGAAAGCGAGAGAGAGAGAGAUACAGAUAAAUAUGAUAGGCUACGCGUUUUGAGGCAGUAAAGUAUCUGAUUUAGCAAAGUGAAGCCAUCCAAUUACGACGUAUCUGAAAAGAAGUAACCUUUGGAAAGAUGUGUGAUUACCGAACCUAUGUUUAACAGCAACGUCUCUUUCCAGUACCACAACUGUAACAACUAUCAUAGUGUGGAACAGAAUGAGUUAUCCGGCACAAGACAGGGAAGAGAGCUCUGCACUUUAUUUUGUUGAACAAUUGUUAACGUUUAAAUUACGGUUCAGGUAGGCUUAUUAGAAGUGAUCGAAAUGCAGCAAACAACAAAACUAUGCGGGAAAAGAAGAGCCAGAAGUUGUAUAUCGAGUUACGAGAAUAUCGUCCAUGUUUUAGAGAUAGAGAUUUACAUUUUUCUACCAAUGGAAUAUUUGAUUAUUUUUUAAAAUAAAAAUGUGUGGAUAACAAAACACAGCACUGUGAAAAAAUAUUAAUAUUUUACUAUUAUUAUUUUUUCUAUCGAAGAUCGAGGGCAGUUUAUCGUAUUAGAUCGUUUUUCGAAACACGAACGAAAUAUUCAGUGAACAUACAGAUACAGAGUAGGGAAACUAAGAGAAAUAGAAUAACUUCAAUGCUGAACUAUAUAUUAACAAACACACUGUAUAGAUGACUGUUUUAGAGAAAUUAAAAAAAUGAAAGAUAAA
This is a messenger RNA of Sabethes cyaneus, 4157 nucleotides long. RefSeq names its product tyrosine-protein phosphatase non-receptor type 61F (gene Ptp61F). The record is from RefSeq and is a predicted model, not a curated record. Gene Ontology annotation, molecular function: protein tyrosine phosphatase activity. The transcript has 7 exons. Gene Ontology annotation, biological process: protein dephosphorylation. Bases 539 to 2353 code for a protein of 604 amino acids. Lineage: Eukaryota; Metazoa; Arthropoda; Insecta; Diptera; Culicidae.